AUGUCUAGAAGCUUACAAGUAUAUCGCAAUCUUUUAAGAGAAUUCAAUACUCAAUAUACUAAAAAGGCCAACAAUCCUGUCUUUGCUAAUGAACUCAAGUCGAUUUAUCGUAAAAAUCAACAUGUGACAGAUCCCACCAAGAUUGCUGCUUUGAAUAACAAUGCAGAAAAUGUUUUGACUUUUUUAACAAGUUCUAGAAAACACAAGGAAUUGCGUGAGAUCUACUCUGCCAUUGUACUCGAACAGAAAAAGAAGAUUGAACUCUCAGCUAAUCGUGUAGGCUUGAACUUGCCUAAAGAAUAUGAUCCCAAGCAUCCUGAACCUUUGACUCGUGAAUAA
Molecule: messenger RNA, 339 nt
Organism: Gilbertella persicaria
Lineage: Eukaryota; Fungi; Mucoromycota; Mucoromycetes; Mucorales; Choanephoraceae
Exons: 3
Coding region: 1-339 (112 amino acids)
Source: RefSeq, a predicted model, not a curated record